Molecule: messenger RNA, 14324 nt
Organism: Oryctolagus cuniculus (rabbit)
Lineage: Eukaryota; Metazoa; Chordata; Mammalia; Lagomorpha; Leporidae
Product: KIAA0825 ortholog
Source: RefSeq, a predicted model, not a curated record
GCUGCCCCGGAAGCGGUUGUGCCACUUCCGGGUGGUUGUCAGUGACGCUCUCGGGCCGUCGCCAGGGUGUUCUGAGGUGGUGCCGGGCUUGAUUCCGGCCGGCGGGUCAGCAGGCUACGGCUAGCUCGGCGCCCGAGGUGAGAGGCGGGUACAUUUUACGUAUUUUGGAGUAAACUCUGCUGACAAUAUGAAGGAAGGGACAGUUUGUGAACUGAUAUGUAUAAGGAAAUAAUUUUCUAUUUGGGAUUAGAAGAUCAGCUCAUUCUUAGAGUCUUCCGAAAUAAAAUUAGCAUCGCAUAUGGGCGCCGGGUUCUAGUCCCAGUUGCUCCUCUUCCAGUCCGGCUCUCUGCUGUGGCCCAGGAAGGCAGUGGCGGAAGGCCCAAGUGCUUGGGCCCCUGCACCCGCAUGGGAGACCAGGAGGAAGCAUCUGGCUCCUGGCUUCGGAUCAGCGCAGUUCCGGCUGUGGCAGCCAUUUGGGGGAUGGACUGGGGAGAUGAAUAUUCCCAUAAUUCUUUUGACCUACACUGUUUGUUAAACUCUUUUCCUGGAGACUUGGAAUUUAAGCAGAUCUUCAGUGAUAUUGAUGAAAAGAUUGAACAAAAUGCUGCAAGCAUAGAACAUUGUAUUAAGGAAAUACAGUCUGAAGUUCACAAACAGUGUCCAGAUGUGCAGCUACAAACAACAACGGACUACUUGGAAUGGCUAACUCACUAUAAUUAUGAUACUUCUAAGUCACCUUCUAUUCCCCAUGGAGAUGUGAUCAAAUUCCUCAGAACAGUGCAAGAUUUGUUGGAGGAUGAACAGAACCAGGAAGAUAUGAUACUGGACUUGCUGUGGGACCUCUCCUGCCAGAGCAAUGCCGCCUUCCCGUCGAGCAUGAGUGGAACAUCUUUCCAUUUCCUCUCUAGGACUUCUCUUCAUUCUGUGGAAGACCAUUUGCCUGUGGAUGUAAAGUCUCUAUGGGAUGAUAUAAGACUGCGUCUUCGACGCUUCUUAGUGAGCAGAUUGCAAAGCCAUAACGAAAUAAAUAAUUCACAGCAAAAAAUCUCAUUGAAAAAUCAGUGCAUACAACAACUCUUGUUUCUUUAUCCAGAAACGGAAGUUAUAAUCAAGUACCAAAGCAUACAGAAUAAACUGUCAACUAGCCUUCUGCAGAAUUGCAUUCCUCCUUACAGCAGAGAUUCAGAUUUAGAUGUAAUAGCUUGUGGCUACCAAAGUACAAUGCUUAAGUUAUACUUAAUGAUAAAAGAGGAUUUUAACAUACUCUGUGAAAUUUUAGCUCCAUUCUCAACAGUGAAAUUCAUUAAAGAAACUUACCUGGAUACUGUUACAGAAGAAAUGCCAAAAUUUCUUGAAAAUUUUCGUGAGCUGCGGUUCAAAGAAAAUGCUGUCCGUGGGGUUAAAACAAGCAAGAGCUCCAGCAAGCAUAGAGGAGCACUGCAUGCCUUGGUCACUCCUGAAUGCCCACAGAAAGGAAAAAACGUUUGCUUUUCCUUAGAUGAACUCAGUUUCUUAUCUCAUCUUAUAAAAUCCCUUUUGACGCUAGAAAAAAAUGUCCAAGAAUUGUUUGAAGAACUGUUUUUAUCACUCAAGAUAUCCAGGAAUACUUCAGGGAUUCUGGAGAAAUCCUGUAGAGAACUUUUAACAGAAAAAUCUAGAGCAAAUGAAACCAGUGUUCCUUCAGAGCAGUUGUUGCCAGUAAAAGAGGAUACUCUGCUAGAUUUUGGCUGGAGAAGUGCCUUUAAGGAAGUGUCUCUUCCCGUGGCAGAUAGUAUAACAACUGCAAUUGAAGAUUUUUCCACGAGAAUUCUCCAAGAGGAACAGAAUGAAAGGUCUUCAACUGUGAGCUAUGCUGUGAACCUUGUAAAUGUCCAGCAGGUUUGGCAAGAUGGCCACGAGUUCCCUCAGGAGGAGCAACCAAAGAAAAUUGCAAAGUUUUGUUCUGACAUCAUGGAAAAACUUGACACAAUGCUUCCACUGGCUCUGGCAUGCAGAGAUGAUUCUCUUCCGGAAAUUAGAGAAAACUUGGUGGAGGCCUGUUAUAAAGUGGCAACAGCUGUCCUGGCGAGACUGCGAGAGAGAAGCAAGGAGGUCCCUUCCAAAGCACCCCUGAAAAACCUGCCCGCACUGCUAUCCUCAGCGGUGUAUGUCUUCCAGCGUUUCACGCAAUAUGACAAUUUGAUGAAAGAAACUACUAAAAAACCCAUAUUCCUGGUGCCUGUCCAACGAUAUCAGGAAUUCAUCAACACUCUGCAGUUUCAGGUUACGGACUACUGCGUCAGAGUUUGUGCUACAAGCAUUUUACAGGAUGGUGAGAGCCACCACUGGGAUGACUACAAAGCUUUUUAUGAGGGGGAAAGAUGCUCCUUCGCGCUCCAGAUGUGGCAUUAUUUCUGCUGGGCUCUUCAUCACGAUCUCUGGACCAUCCUGCCCCCUACGUUAGCCCAGGAGAUCCUAGCAGAAGUGCUGGAGAAAUCUUUGGGUCUGCUGGCCUCCAGAUAUUCCCGGGCCCGUCCCAGUUGUAAGAGAACUCCACAGAUAAGACUCGAUGUCACAACAAUUUUAAUUUGCACUGAAAACAUGUUAUGGUCAAUUUGUUCAUCUGGACAGCAGCUUUUGAAUCCUCAUGAGUAUAGAGACAAUAAAAUUUUCAAAAUUCAUACCUACUGUAACAAUCUGCUCACAACAUUAGUCAUUUUGACUUCACCAUUAACAGAAUUGUAUAAGACUUUUCAGGAUGGCAUGGAUGAGUCUGCUUCAGAUUCCUUAAAAUCAGUUUUCAACCAACCAUUACACUGGGUUUCUUGCAUUUCACAUUUCUACCCUUCUUUACUAAGGACUCCAUCAGCUGGAGGCCUGAAAACCGAGGGUCAGUUGAAACUGCUCUUAUCCCAGCCUGGCUGUAAUUGGAACCUGCUUCUGGAAACCCUACUGCAUUGCGAUGGUCUUUUAUUGAGGAUCCUGCUGAAGGGCUCGAAACAAGUUUCUGACACAGAAAAUCACCUGCAAGGAUCCAGCUUGGUGGAAGCCAUAUUUAAAGUCCUAUACCAUUGCAAUUUUUCUCCACAAACAUUUGGAAAUGUUUUUGUGAGCUACAUGGAAGAGGACCAAUUAUGGGACUUUUUAUAUAAUAUUCCAGUCUCAACGUGCCGGGAGUCAGAGCUAGAGGUCAUCCGAUGCUUGAGACUGGCACUGACCGACGCCGUCAAGGACAUUGUCCAGCAGACCGUAUCCGUGAUAACCUCCGGGAGGAACUGUGAGACAAACCCAGCCAAGCCCCGUGUCCCCGAUCGUCUGCUAGAGAGUAUUCCGAAAGAAUGCAGCUACGUGCCACGAGAGACCCAAAGGAAGGAAUCCACCAAAGGCUUCACAAGGCUUGCUGCUCAGGCAGUAUCUAUUGUAAUCAGCAAGUUACCUACGGUGAUUGCAUGUUUGCCUCCCCCAAUUAAAUACUUCUUUUUUCUGUCUGAGAGAAAAAUGUCAAAAAACUUUGUUGAAUUGAAGAAAGCUGGCCUGCUUGUCUGGAACUUGAUUGUAAUUAUACGUCGGAUAUUUGAGGAUGGAAACACUGUGGAACUCUUAACAGGUGCCUCCCUUGACAGAUGGAGCAAAGACAAACUCGGUUUAAUUUGCGUGUGUUUGGAAAGCAUCAUGGGUGAGCAGUGCAGCCCUAAUCAAAUGGCCCAAAAGGUCGUACAGAGCAUUGAGCAGCAAAAGCCCAACUGGAUUGAACGCCAAUUGUUGAAAGCAAGGAAACUGAGCACUGAAUGUGCAUUGAUGACAACAGAGAAGAGCCCAGCCUUAGAAGAAGGAGAUACUGCUCUUGAACUGACUGAGCAGAAAAUAAACACGAUGGUUCUGGAUCUCUGCCACAAACCAGGUGGCAGCAAGUACCUGAGGCAAAUUUAUCACAUCAUGCGGCUCAAUGAGGAAUAUUUAAAAGAACAGCUGUUUUCUAUAAAUGGCUCAGAGGAAAAGCCAUUAGUGGUCCCACCUCGAAGGAUGACCUUGAGGAGUGUGGAAGAUCAGCCUGCCUUUAACCCUUUCCACGUGCACAAGGUGUUUAGGGAAAGCAUGCUAGAUCAGUCAGCCAUCACAAAAUGGAACUGGAACUGGUCGAAGUUGCUGCCAAAUUAUCUGGGACUGGGUAAGACGACCUUCAGUGUCCUGCUCAAAAACAGUGCAUGUGUUCCGGUUCUCCACGCAGCAUGUGAUAUGUUCCUGUGAUCUCGUCGCCAUCCUGUGUGGAGCUCUUGGAUCUGUUGCUUCUGUCUCUGUUUUGCUACUCAUUGGCCACCCUACUCCAUAGCAGACUCCAGCAAUCCUUAGUCCAAGUCCAGUUCAGCUGUGUGUAACUUCCUACUGUUAGUUCUUCCUGUGACUACCCUGUGUGACUGUAACUUUGUGGAAUAAACUUAUAUUUCUUUGGUAUGUUUUUACUGACUCCCUAUAAUGAAAAAUGAUGAAGCCAGGAUCUUUCCUUCAGCCUUUCCUCUUUAACCCCCACCCCUGCCCACCACGUAAUUUUAAUUGAAGAAGUUAUUUAUUUUUAUUACUUGCAACUCUAAGUAUUCUUGUAAUUAAAUAAUUAUCUUUUGGCCUCUCUUAUAGAAGGUGAUUAAUGUCCUUACUGUAAGUUAAACCAUUUUUCCUAAUUUCUGUUCUAAAAUUUUAAAAAAUUAUCAUUAUAUUUAACAAUUUUUGCAUUUUUUUCCUUUUUUAAAAAAUAUUUUAUUUAUUUAUUUGAGAGGUAGAGCUACAGACAGAAAGAGGGAGAGCCAGAGAGAAAGGUCUUCCAUCUGCUGGUUCACUCCCCAGAUGGCCACAAUGGCCUGAGCUGGGCUGAUCUGAAGCCAGGAGCCAACAGCUUCUUCCAUGUUUCCCAUGCAGUUGCAGGGGCCCAAGCACUUUGGCCACCCUCCACUGCUUUCCCAAGCCAUAGCAGAGAUCUGGAAUGGAAGAGGAGCAGCCGAGACAUAUGGGAUGCCCAUAUGGGAUGCUGGCAUCAGAGGCAGAAGCUUAGCCUACUAUGCCACAGAGCCGGCCCCUGCAUUAUUUUCCUUAACCAUAAUUCUCAUAAUUAUUUUUUUAUUUUUAUUGUAAAUUUGGAUUCAAUUCUUACUGUCAUCUUUUUUUAAAAAGUUAUUUAAAAGUCAGAGUUAGAGAGAAAGGGAGAGAGGAGGGAAGGAGGGAGGAAGGAAAGAAGGAAGGGAGGGGAGGAGAGAGAGAGAGAGAUCUUCCACCUGCUGAUUCACUCCCCAAAUGGCUGCAACAGCCAUAGUUGGGCUAGGCUGAAUCCAAGAGCCAGGAGUUUUCAUCCAGGUUUCCCACAUGGGUCUGGGGGCCUGAGAACUUGGGCCAUCUCCUGCUUCUCUCCCAGGCAUAUUAGCCCAGAGCUAGAUCAGAAGUAGAGCAUCUGGGACUCAAACCCAUAUGGGAUUCUGGUGUCACAGGUGGCAGCUUUACUCACUAUACCACCAUGCAGGCUCCACUGUCAUCCAUUUAAUACCAUCUUUUUUUUUAAUUUAUGUCUCAGCUGAAGUUCAGUCUUUCAUGUUUAUUAAAGAUGAGAUCCUGUGACCCUAGUGUAAAGAAGGGGCCAUCAAAGAAGGAUGUACUUUUCUGGCCCUUUCUAAAAACCAGUGGAGUUUGUGGACUCAGAAUGCUUCCAUAGCCUUGGCAGCUCAUGACGAGUUCAGGUGAUCACUGAUGUCAUACCAGUAUAUGUCUCAGUUUUGACCAUUCUAUGUCUGUUUUUCCAAAGAAAGUACAGUGCUCUUUCAAGCUAUGUAUUCAAGUCUUCAAUUUUUUGUUUCUUGAAAGUUUUCUUAAAUUAUGUCUUUGGAUAUUUUUAAUCCCAUUUGUUUAGUUCUUUUCUUUAGGGAUACCAAUUAUGCUUAUGUUGGAUCUCCUUCAGUGCCUUCCACAUCUAACAUCUUGUAUCUUUAGUUGUUCAUUUCUAUUUUAUUUUAUUUUUCAAUUUCUUUUAGUUCUUCUAUAUUUGUUCUACUUUCCACUUCUUCCAGUGUGACCUUCAGAAAUCAAAAUAACUUUAAUAAAUACUUAGAUAAUAUGUCAGAGUUCCAUUUCUUUAUGUUGGAGUUGAGAACAGGAUAUAUAUUUAGACAGUUUUUGGUGUGGCCUCUGAAAGUUGCAUAGUAUUCCUCCAUAAAACCCUAUAAAUCUUUCUAUAAGACAGACCUAAGGAAACAAUGAAAUUUAUGUUAGAAUUAUAACUUUACUUAUCCUUAAAAGUUUUGCCUUAAAAUCUGGGAAGAUUUAUAUCCUACAUUAUUGUGAAAGUAUAUGUGUGGUCAUUGUCUCUAGCUUCCAUAGCAAUGUUUAUCUUAUAAUGCAAAGUACAUUUGGGGCAAAGGAGUGGUAGUUGAUUAAAUGCUAUUCUUUUACUCAGUAGAUCUCAUUGUAAUGUGUGUUUUAUGAUUUAUCAACCCAUAAAUUGUAGUCCAAAAUAUUCACAAGUAAUACAGUGAUAAAGGCUCAUUUUGCUUUAUCCCUGUUAUUUCUUUUUAAAAAUAGUACAUGCUGAAAUUUUUCAUCACACUGCUUUGUCAGUUAAUCAAGAUCCUUUUCAACUAUCAUAAAAGAAUGCAAUAUCGAUAUCUAUUCAAUUUAUUGUUCUAUGUAAUCCUAUAUUAUUAAAGUAGAGAAAGUAGAGUAAUUAUUAAAGGUAAGUAACUAUAUUAAUUUCAAAAUUUAAUCUAUAAAGCUCUCAAAGGGAAUUAUUACAUCCCUCAGAGCUGUAUGUUACUAAUGGACAAUACCUGAGAAAAUACAUGAAAUUUUUACAAUUACAUGUAAAUUAGAGCCCUUUUAUACAAGGUUAAUUUUUAUAUGUCAUUUAUAUGUGGUGGUAACUUGAUUCAAUUAUGAAGCAUAAAAAAUCUUGAGGCACAACUCAGUAAAUAUGCUUAAAUGUGAGGACACUCUGAAAAGCUUGUGUGAAAUGUAAUUUUAAGGUAAGUUUAUUUUGUUGAAAAGAAAUUUUGAAACACAUUUUUUCAUAAUGUGCAUUUUCCAUGUACUUUUAAAGACCCCUCAUAUAUUUUUUGUGCCAAGAUAAACUUAUUGUUUAAUUCCAUUUUCCAUGAACUUUUUGGAAUAUCCUCAUGUAACAAACCUUGGUAUUGUGUCAGAACAGGUAGGUCUAUUGUAUAUUAAACUGUUGAUCACUUGAAAAAAUCAGAAAUUGUAUAAGUAUCAAAUAUUGAUUAUAAGGGUCAAGUUUAGAGAAUAUGUAUUCUUUUCUCUAGAAAAUAUCUUAAAAGUAUUAGUUUAUAAUCCAAAUAAUAAUGAUUUUUCAGGCAAAUAUUUGAGAAGGAGAUUGAAAAUAGAGAAUCAACACAGUGCAUUUUUAGUUUGAUCUGAUUGUUGUCAAAUGUGCUACUUCAGCAAGACUCAGAAUAAAUGAAAGAUCAACAGUAUAGCACAUGUCAUUUUCUCCCACUGAGCAAAGAAUUAGCAAAGUCAUGAUUUCUCAACAUGAACAACAACUAUACCUGUUGAGAGGGUGAUGAAGAGUUGGAAAUGACUUUUUAUUCCCUUUCUCACACUGAAAUGCCUAUGAACAAGAAUAAAAAUCAAAAGGAAAGCUUUGUCUUAAGCAUAAAGAAAUAAUUGAAGUUGCAUGCUUUCCUGGAAAUAGAAAUAAAGGAGGAUGCAUGUAGAACAAGCUCCAGUAUGACUGUAUUAAUAAUUUAGGAAGGAACUGAAGACUGCAUGAAAACAUACACCCUGUGACUCAGCCAGUUCUCACCCCUUUUUAACAUUUGCUGAACAUCAACUUAUAGCAUAAAUAAAUAAGAGCUGUUAGAUUGCUUAGAGCAUUCUUGCUGGAAAUCUCCAUGUAGUGUUCCUUAAGUGUGAGAACUAUAGGUACCCUUAAACACCAGUGUUCAGCUUCUGCAUAGAGCACUUAGCAUAAUUCUUUUUUCUCUAUAGUUUUAAAAGUGUGGGAACAUGUGAUCAGGGUCCUUUUUAUAUUCAAAAUGGGUCAGCUUCUGUCUAGAAAUGUCUUAUUGUCAUGAUGUCACCACAUCUCAAGCUUUGUGACCUUUUGCACCAUAUGGACUCUGGGUAGUCCACAUCUUAGUUUACAGGCCAGAGUGCUAUUGUGCCCCCACUAGGGGGUAUCAAAGGCUUUUGGACUGGAAUUUCAAGUAGUGAUAGAUUUGGAAAAAAGUAAAAAGUAAUUUUUAUAUAUCCUAAGGACCGCCAGAUGUCGCAAAGGCAUCAUUGAUGAAGCGGGUUUUAUCCAAAAUGUGGCGCUUAUAUAAGGAAUACUAGUAUUGUGCUUGAGAGUUGCAGGGGCCAUAACAGGUCAGUGAAAUGUCCUUCAAACAUCUGAUUUUUACAUUCAAGAAUGGACCACGAUGAAAAGAUAACCACAUAUCUGACAUUGACGUUACUACCAUUUAGACAACCGAUUCAAUCGCCUUAGUCAGUGGGAUCAAUCAGGCCUUUAUUACUUUGAAAAACCACAGAAAUGAUAUAGUUUUUCUUUCUCUUUAAAAAUGAUGGCUUGGAAUGACAUCCUACCACUAUACUUUUAAACAGUAAGUGCUUCAUAGAAGCAUGUGUAAACUUGCGUAAUUCCUCCCACCCCCUGAGUUUAAAGCAUUUUACAAAAUGUACGAAAUUAUAAUAAUGCAAGGAAUGGUGCUGAGUGAAUUUCUGCUGAGCCAAACUGUAUGCAUAAAUUGGCAGUUUAACAAGUAAAACUUGGAAGCAAGCAUUUGAUGAUUGAUUUUUUAUUGAGACAGAACAAGCAUGAUAGUGGGGAAAGUGAUUUUCCUUAUUGAGAGAAAAUAUAGUGUUUUUCAACAUGUCUCUAGUAUGAAUGGAAGCCUUGUCAAAAAAAUGGAGCAACGCAUAAUAUCCUUAAAAAGGUGAAUUAACAUAAGUAUAUCACUUAUUUUAUGGAUCAAAUUUUAUACUUGUCAGUUUUAUUCAUAGUGUCAUAAAGUUUAUAUCAUAGAGGUAGUAUUAUUACCUUUGUUAUAUCCUUAAAAAUACUCUGAUAUUAACUUCUUUGUAAGUAGAUUAUAAAAAAUAUUCAUAUAUUCAAUGCAGUGAUAAAAAUUAAGGCCAAAAUAUGUAUUCAUGUGUAGAUCUUAGGCAACUCUCCAGUAAUUUUAAGUACUUGAAAUACAUUAUUCAACAAGUAACCUGCUCUAUAUUUGUGUGUAAUGGGCUCUGCUUGAGACUACAAGAACUGUCAAGAUGAAAAUAAGAAACAUAUAUCAUUCUAAUUUAAUUAUAAUUCAUCAAAAAUUCCUCUGCUAUAUGUAUUACAUGGAGAUAUGCAAGCCUUCUUAUAAAAAUAAUCAUAUGCUAAAGUUAGCUUUGACAUUUACUGUCAGGAAUUUUGUAUGCAGAUUUCUAUUAUUUAAAGAAUAUAUGCUUACGUACAAAUAUCAACAUGUAUGUACACAUGCUGAAUAUUGAUUUGUAUGUAUGCUUUUUGUACCGAUUUUAUAAUCACAUCCGUGGGAAAAUUUAAAUCAUGGAUAUGAAUUUGUUUUGAGAUAGUUCUUUUCAAGUUUGUAAAUGUACAUUUAUUUACAAUUGUGUUUUUAACUAGCAUUUAUAACUCUACAUAGCUGUGGAUCUAUUAUUCCCGUUUGGAAUAAAAUGUAUAACAACCUAAGGAGGAGAUGCUCAUGCUGUUUUGCUGGGUUUAAUUAGUAGGUAACCUAUGAAUCCAUGGUUGCUGUUACAUCUGAGGAUGUAUAUCAUGGGUCCGUGUUCUAUGUGAAAGAUUAUCUGUAUUUUAUUCUAAGACUUUAUGUAUAUUUAACCUUUAAUUUGACUAGCAGGUUGUAUGAUUUACAUAAAAAAUAGAUCAGCUUUGAAUUCACUGAAUGUUAUUGGUAUAACAUAAUCAAUCAUCUCUAAAUGUUAAUGGUGUUAAGGAGCAAUGAGAGCAUAUGUCUUAUAUUUGUAAUCCUGUGGAUUUAUGAAAUUAUUUGGGAUGUCUAAGCACAUUAGAUCAUGACAUUUUUCUGUAGUUAGAGAUUAGAAUUUUUUAAUGGUAAGUGAAAUUCUAAUGGAGUUGGAGAAUUAGCCAAAUAUUUUUUUUUUACCAUGAGUUACCUAAUAGGUGCCUUGAUGACUAGAGCAUUCUUAUGAAGAAAAGUGUAGGUAGGCUACAACACAAAGCUUGACAUGCUAUGACUUUGUCUCAUUCUGUAUUCACUAUCUUUUAAGAAAUUAUGACUUUCGUUGGUGUUAUCCUAAUUACAUCAUGCACGGAAUUCCUCAAUGAAAUAAAAAUUCAAUAUAUGAAUGACAGUAGUCAGGGAAAAAAUAGGAUUUCAAAUGGUAAAAAGCCUGCUGUGGUAACAAAGACUGAAUCAAUCCCUGUGUCGUGUAGCAGCUUGAUCAUAUCUUUAAAACUGAUAGUAACAAAGAAUAUUUAUUUGUUGCCACGCUAUUGUAAGAUUUAUUUUUAAACUCAAAUCCCAAUUAUCAAGAAAAUUGCAUCCUCUUUAUCUCACAGAAGGACAUCCUGAAUCAUAGCAUAUUUGGUUAUUGGAACUAUAAUAUUGUUACCUUGCUUGAAACACAUGGUCUCUCUUGAUAUACAAGAAAAAACUGAAUCCAUUUCAAUAAAUUAAUAGGGAUGAGAAUCCCAAUCCAUCCUUCUUUUCAGAGGUUCGCAUACAUUGUAAUGAAAUGCAUUAGGAGUUUUCUUCACUUGAAAUCCAAAUGAGACUCAUUUUGGCUCACACCCUUGACAGUCUCUUUUAUAAGCAUUGCUGUCUCCUGUUCUUGUGUGGGCCUGGUAAAAUGCUUCCUUUGUAAGAUCCACAGAGACAAUAUAAUGCCACGAAAGACGAAGGUGUCAAAACACAAAGUUAGAGGCAAUCUAAUCAAUGCCUCCUGAUUUAGCCUUUGAAGGCUCUCUUCAUUAAAACUCUUUAAUGGUGAGGCUUAUCUCGAGGUAGAGCUGUUACUUAAUAUUUUUCAGUGUCAUUCUUUGGACAGUCAUUUGUACCUUUUAAAUGUAUUUUCAGUAUUCAUUGUUUAGUAAAUUGGAUGUCUUGUUAGCAUGGUGGUGGUAUGAAUGACUUGCAUCAAAAUGAUUGAAGGUAAUAGUGUAUAAAUUCCUGGUACAUUUUUCCCCUAUCCUCUAAUCCCCAUCUUACCCUCCAACAACAACAACAACAAAAAUCUUGAUUUAUUUUCUUUCCAAAUAUCAGGUGUAGGAUGUCAUUAGAUGAUUUCAAAAAACAGAUAAUGAGAUAUUUUUGCCCUAUCCAAGAAUCUGAUUGGAAAUCUAAAGAAACAAAACAAAAACAACCCAAAGCAAUUAAAAUUUUGAUUUAUAGGUAAUUUUUUACCAUUGCCAUCUUUCUACUAAGUACACUUCUUGAAUAUUCUUUCUCUGAGCUUUUGGGAGAAACAAUGUGAAUCUCACUAACAUGAUAGAAAAAUUCCACUUGUCUCCUGCUCUUCUUAGUUUUUGUUUCUCAGGAAAUAGCUUAGGAAAUGCGGGGGGGUUGGAGAGACAUAACACUUAACCAAUUCCAGACUGUGUUGUGAACUUGGAAAUUGUGUCCAUAGAAGACAUUCUUUAGAAGAUUUUUAUUUCCUUAGACAUGAAUAAACGUAUCUAAAAUGUUGUUGAAUUUUCAUUUCACUAGUUUUACCCCCCGCCAAUAAUUUGUUCAAAUUGACUAAAUGAAAAACUUAUAAUUUUUAUAUUUUUCUUUGGUACACAGAUCAGAUGGUGUCAUGAUUUGAAAAAAAAUAGAGAGGAUACAUUGAAGAAUAUUUCAAUAAUGACUCAUGUGUGACUGUAUUUAAAUUCAUGUUUUAUACACAUACAGUGUGUGUUGGAAAGACAUAUACAUAGAGCAGCAAAUAGUUUUGUGUGUUUAUUCACAGAACAUGUAGUCCUUCCUGUGAACAGAUUUAACAAGUCCACACGCUUUUGGAUAGUACACUCAUGCAAACCAUUAAAAAAAAAACCCUGAGAAAUCAGGAGCUUAAUUUCUUUUAAUAUGUCCAAGUUAAAAAACAAAAUCCACAGGAUGCCUUUGCUACAUUCCCACUUCCAAUCUAUGACUAUCAGGAGAAAGAAAGAAUUUACAAAAUGCAGAAAAUAGGAAGGGAAAGCAUCACAGAAUGUAUGCACAAGAUAUCUUGAAAAUGGAAAAGAAUUCAAGCAACUUUGACCUGAUUUUUAAAUAACUACUGUGGUGACUACAGCUGCUUGAGCUUAGUAAUUAUUUGUGAUAGGUUGUUUUUGAGUCCCAUAUGUAUAGGAGCUCCAGGCCCAUCUACCUCAUUUGCUGGCAUGCCAACAGAUUCUUCCAGGUGCUGAAAAUUAAAUUUUAAUAUAUUAUUUAAAUAUUAAGAGAAUUACAGUUUCAGUAAUGUUAGUGCUACAGCUGGAGUGGAAAACACGCCUGUAGAAUGCAGAGCAUUCAGACAAUAUAACAUAUAGGAAAUUUACAGUGAUUUUUAAAUGAUGAGCUUAUAUAUUUAAUGGAUGAUGCCUUUACUUGGCAAUUGGAUUAUACAUAGUUUCCUUGGUUUCAUUUCUCGUACUUUCGGCACCGUUGAUGUUACUGCAGAUUAUUAUUUGUCGUUCUUUUAUUGGUAACUUACCUAAAAGGAAUGCUUUAUCGAUGUCACAAAAACUGGAUAUUAAAAAGCAUAUGGCUAAAAAUUCAGUACCUGUUGUGGCUUCGUACAUCUGUAUUACCCUAUGCUGAAAAGAGUUUUAAAUGCUGAAAUAUUUUUGACCUCUUUGCUCUCUGUUUUUUUAAUGAGAAUAAUCUUAAAGUUGUUGGAAAUGAGAGAAAAGGCUAACAGCACUGCAAUCUUGAAGACCCUAAAGCCAGAAUUCAUGAUUAACAUACCUGCCUCUUGAAAGUUUUGGUUUUAACCUGUCCAUAUUAUGGAAAAGUCAAUUAAUAAUAUCUGUGUGGUGAGAUGCUGACAGUUGGGAAUUCAGAGUAGGGGAUAAAUUUAAUGAUGAAAUGUUGUAAGUUACAACUUGUAGCUUCAUUUUCUAUGAUAAAACCUUGGCCUUCUAGCAAGUGCAUGUGGCAUUUCUCCACAGCAGUUAAGGUUCCAUAGCCCCUGCACCCACAGGGCUCAAGUUCAGAUCUCAGCUCUACCACGUUCUAGCUGGGCGACCUGGGACAGUCAGCCCUGCAGUGCCUCAGUUUUCAGAUCUUUAUUCUGCAGCUGCUGUUUCAAGGAUGAAUUUGUCAAGUCAAAGACUUCAAAUAGUACUGGCAUAAUGUAAGCACUCUACAGAUGCCAGUUAUUUUAUGAGUUUUAUUCAUAUAUCAAAAUUGCUUUACUGUUAAUAGUAACUUUGAGUAACUGCUAUCAGUAGAUUAAAUAUGAACUUUUGCAACUCUUGAAGGGUCCUAGCACUCAUUCAAAAAAUACUUCUCCUAGGUCGUGGGUUACCAUGGGGUAUUUAACUCAUUAAUCUAUAAAUAAACCCUUUACUCUCGGAAUUCCCAGUUUAGACCAUAGUGUGGUUCCCCACUCCAGAUAUAGUGUGAAAAAUGGUGACACAAACUGUCAAAUAGUAAAAUAUUCAACAAAAUCUCACUAGAAGAGUUACACAAUUACUGCUAAACCACAGAACACGUUUUAAAAAUAGAAGAGUAAAGACUUUGUCAGCCUUUUCAUUUUCCCCCUCCUAGUAGUGUAAUUCUAGAAAGAACCUAAUUUUUAAAAGUUUUGAUUGUUUUUGAAAAAUUCAACUGCUUUUGAAAAUCAUGAUAAAAAAUAAUCACACAAAUUAUAUUCUGAAAGAUGGACUAAAGUCCAUGUAGCAUAACAUUUUUUGUUCUUAAGAUGUGAGUUUUAUAUGUCAUUGUGGGUAACUGAUACUUUCCAUUGUAAAAUGUAAAAGAUUUGCAGUGUCAAAAUGAGUAAUUAACAUAAUGUGAGUGUUCUUUAAAAAGUUCAUGGAAAAUGUAUACUAUGAAAAAACUAUAUGUUAAUUUCACAAUUUUUGCACCAAAAUAAACUUUUAACUCCAUUUUACUUAAACUAUCUGAAGUGCCCUUAUACAUGGAGUAUUUACCCUGGAUGAGGAAUAUAUUAGGUUGGGGGCUGGGUUUGUAGAGAGCAAGUUGGAUAAAAUCUUUACAUGAAAUUUAUACUGUAGGAAGAAAGCAGACGAUAAACUGAUGAGCAAAUAUACAGCAUGUCAUAUGUAAUUACAGUACAUUAGAAUGUAAAGUAGUAAAAGCUUUGAAGUAAAGCAAAGCACAUAAAGGUAUUGGGAGGGUUCGUGCUUUCAAGUUAGGGGAACCAGGGAGGGCAUG